This is a messenger RNA of Salpingoeca rosetta, 1147 nucleotides long. RefSeq lists its product as uncharacterized. NCBI's taxonomy places the organism in Eukaryota, Choanoflagellata, Craspedida, Salpingoecidae. The record is from RefSeq and is a predicted model, not a curated record. The transcript has 4 exons. The coding region runs from base 83 to 1147 and encodes 354 amino acids. Gene Ontology annotation, molecular function: oxidoreductase activity.
GUGUUGCACACCCUCGAGCGGUCAAAUACAAACACCAACCAGCAAAGCAGUCAGUCCACUGACCCUUGAACCAACCGUCGCCAUGGCUCAGCAAGAAAGCAAGCGCAGCAAGGAGAUGAUUGGGGAGCUUGGCGAGGUAGGCUCGCUGGCACCACCGCAGCAGCGGACAUUCAACGACGUGGCGGUGCCGCUUGUUGUCAAGUGCACACAUCAGCCAGCAGCCGUGACUAUGGACGGGGUCUGUGAGUGGAUCAAAAAGAACCAGAGCACGCUGGAGGAGAAGCUCAAGCACCACGGCGCCAUCUUGUUCCGCGGCUUCCCGCUCACCACCGCCCAGCACUUUGACUCGUUCGUGUGCAGCUUCCAAAGCUACAAGGACUUGCCAUACUCCCGAUCCCUGUCCUUUGCCGUUCGCAUCCAAGUCACAGACCGCGUGUGCACCACAAACGAGGGAAAGAAAGGUGGCCAGGUGUUUCAUCAUGAGCAAGCGCAGACACCGUACUGGCCAAGCAAGCUGUUCUUCUUCUGCGAGCGCCCCGCAACGACUGGCGGAGGCACGGCCGUCUGCCCCUCGGACAUCGUGUGCCAGCGCGUCAAGGAGAAGCACCCCGAGUUCUACCGGCACCUGGAGGAGCACGGCGUCAAGUACACGUCGUACAUGGCCGCGCAGCAGGACACGUCCAAGGGCGCCGGCCGCAGCUGGAAGUCGUUCUUCGGGCGCGACACGAAGGAGGCCGUGGAGGAGCACAUGCGCGAGCUCGGAUACACGUGGAGGUGGCUGGAGGACGACACGCUGGCAGCAACGUCGCCCGUGCUCAAGGGCAUCCGCACAGCGCCCGGCACGGACAAGGUGGUGUUCUUUAACCAGAUUGUUGCCACCAUCGCCAAUGCGUCCGAGUUCAGCGGCACAGCAGACAGUGGGGACAGCGAGAGCAGUGACAAGCGCCUUGCACGGUUCAUCUGCUUCGGUGACGACGAGCCCAUGCCAUACAAGGUCCUGCUUGACAUCAAGGCCAUGUGCGAGGAUGCAGCCGUUGAGUUGGAGUGGCAGCCGGGCGACGUUGCGCUGCUUGACAACUACCUCGUCAUGCACGCACGCCGCGCGUUUGAUGGACCCCGCCGCGUUCUUGCCUCACUCGUCGAAUAG